GCCUCUUAGUAGGUAACUUGUUGGGAGUUUCGGGCGGAGUCGAGGAGAAACGGUUUAUAUCAGGGUGCCUUUAAGCGGACCAAGCUGGGUUCCUUGUCUGCCUCGGUUCAGGACUUGGUUACCACGCUGAGUGAGUCUGGCAUAGAAAGAUUAAGGGAACAUUUUAAAGGGAAGUAAAUCAGAAUGCCUUCAAACAAAGACGAUGGAGGAUGGAAGAAGUUUCUGUGGAAUUCGGAGAAAGGAGAGCUGCUCGGUCGUACCGGAGGGAGUUGGUUCAAAAUUUUUGCAUUCUAUACCAUUUUCUAUGGCUUCCUGGCUGGAAUCUUCAUCGGAACCAUCCAAGCUAUGCUACUCACACUGAGCGACUACAAGCCCACCUGGCAGGACAGAGUCGCACCCCCUGGCCUUACACACACUCCACGAUCAGACAAAGCUGAAGUGUCCUUCAACCUCAAUGACAUGGAGACCUACCUGCCUUACACCAAGGCCUUGAGGGAAUUUCUGGCAAAGUAUGACGAUGAACUCCAGAGGGACCAGAUGAAGUAUGAGGACUGUGGAAAUGAGCCUGCAUCGUACAAGAACAGGGGCGACUUUGAAAGCGAUAUAGGCAUCAGGAAGGCCUGUCGUUUUUCCAGGACCCUGCUGGGACCCUGCUCUGGCAUCGAGGACCGCGAGUUUGGUUUCAAGGAGGGCAAGCCCUGCCUGAUUGUAAAGCUCAACAGGGUUGUCAACUUUCGUCCAAAGACUCCUACCUCAAAUGAAAGUAUCCCUGAUGAUGCUCAACACAAGGUGCAGCCCAAUGUCGUUCCUCUCUACUGCACCAACAAGAAAGAGGAGGAUGCUGGUAAAAUUGGGGAGGUUAAGUACUACGGUAUCGGCGGCGGCUUCCCCCUGCAGUAUUACCCCUACUACGGCAAACUGCUGCACCCUCAGUACUUGCAGCCGCUGGUGGCUCUGCAGUUCACCAACCUGACCCUGAACACUGAACUGCGUAUCGAGUGCAAAGUGUUCGGAGACAACAUUGGCUACAGCGACAAGGACCGCUACCAGGGACGCUUUGACAUCAAGAUAACAAUUAACAGUUUAUGACCGACAUCAGGACCAUAGCACUUUUCCUGGCCACCCCUCAGCCCCCUCUCCCCCCUUUGUCCUUAACUAGAUACAAAUCUUAUGUAGGAGAUUGUAAGUGAGAGGGGUAGGCUCUAGCGGUUAAGUCAAUCACAAAUAGUCUUGAAUGAAUAAAUGAAAGAAAAUACAUGAUAGGGGACCGAUCUUGUCUGCUUUCAUCACUAGCUUCUACACUUCUGCCUAGCGUUAGAAUGUAAUUUAGAGGAAAAGUAGCAAUAGGCCUAAUAAAAAUAUUUAUUCAGCAGUAAAUGAGACUUUUCCACAAGCCAUGGGACAUUGUUCAUUGAUGACUGUAAAGUUUAAUUCCAUCUCUGACAUGUAGCAAGCUGUCCCCUCUGCAUAUCGCUGCCUUGUGUGGUUUCAGUAGAUAUUUUUGGAGUGUGCAAGAUUAGAUGCAAAAUCUGGUCCUUCCAAAUCACGCUGUUCCUCAUUUUCUUCUGUGAGCAAGCAUUAGCAGUUCUGGGCAUGUGUGUGUCAGACGUGAACACACACUCCUACUUACUUAACGAUUGAAAUAGUUUUGGUACACUCUUCUGAUCUGUGUAAGGAAAAGGCUGCACUCCAGGGAACUUCUUUCCUCUUUUUAUUCGUCUUUUACACCUGAUUAUGGGAGACUUAUUUUACUUUGCCAUUUUUCUUUUUUGCUUUUUUUAAAUCACUUAAAUGUGUGAAGGGGUUUUAUUACUUGGUUUCAUGCCUUUUACUUUUGAUUUUGCCUUGGAUGUAGAGUUUUGUGUCCAGCCUGUUAGACACUUUGGCCUGCUGUAUGGGCGAUGGUGCUAACUCAAGUUUUUGAGAUUGAUGUUUUUUCUGCUGGAUUCAUCACAGCGUUGUGGUGUAACUCUCUGAAUGUUUUAGCCAUCGAACAUGGUGGAAGAAUUUUAUAUUUAUGCAGUUGUACAUUUUGUUUCUUUGCAGAAUAUUGUAAUGUAUAAAUGCAAUACCAAAGUGACGAGAUGAAAAGUCUUUAUCAGGAACAAUGCAGUACUCGUUAUUAGGAUCUCAUGUUAAGUGCUGAAGUCUUGCCUUGCAACCUCAAUGGUUAACUCUUUAAUUUGUGUUUUGGUCAUGAAUGUAGUUGGGUGUAGAAUGAACAGGUAACAGGCAGUUUAAUUCCACAAUGACCUGAUGUCAUGCAUUUAAAAAAAAAAAAAAAAAAAAGAUCUAACAGAGCUCUGUGGCUUAAGAUGAUUAAGGAUGUUGGCUUUAAUAUUCCAUAGGAUCUCAUGUUGAUGUGUAACACUCAAACUUUAACAUCAGUCAACUUUCCAUCAGUUCACCCAGCUUUGUCAUAUUAAUCAAAGAUAGAAACAAAUAAAAAUCAUAACAAACCUUU
Molecule: messenger RNA, 2464 nt
Organism: Sander lucioperca (pikeperch)
Lineage: Eukaryota; Metazoa; Chordata; Actinopteri; Perciformes; Percidae
Gene: atp1b1b
Product: ATPase Na+/K+ transporting subunit beta 1b
Exons: 6
Coding region: 184-1089 (301 amino acids)
Biological process (GO): sodium ion export across plasma membrane; intracellular potassium ion homeostasis; intracellular sodium ion homeostasis
Cellular component (GO): sodium:potassium-exchanging ATPase complex
Molecular function (GO): ATPase activator activity
Source: RefSeq, a predicted model, not a curated record